This is a messenger RNA of Trichoderma gamsii, 1842 nucleotides long. RefSeq lists its product as hypothetical. Bases 1 to 1842 code for a protein of 613 amino acids. The record is from RefSeq and is a predicted model, not a curated record. NCBI's taxonomy places the organism in Eukaryota, Fungi, Ascomycota, Sordariomycetes, Hypocreales, Hypocreaceae. The transcript is spliced from 6 exons. Gene Ontology annotation, molecular function: oxidoreductase activity; copper ion binding.
AUGAUUCGCUUUCCUUGGGUGCUUUUGUUAGCGCAUCUUUUUUACUCUACCACUUGGGCAAAGACUGUCUAUGAAACUUUGCGCAUUACAUGGGAAGAGGGGGCUCCGAACGGGCAGAGCAGAGAACUUAUCCACACCAAUGGGCAAUUUCCUAGUCCAACGCUUGUCUGGGACGAAGGGGACGAUGUUGAAAUAACCGUCAUUAACGACAUGGCGAAAAACGUGACCGUGCAUUGGCAUGGCCUUGACCAAAAGAAUUCUACCUGGUCUGAUGGCACCCCUGGCCUUACACAGCGCCCGAUCAAGCCUGGAAACAAGUUUGUGUACAAAUUUAAAGCAUCGCCUCCAGGAAAUCACUGGUAUCACUCCCAUGAGAAAAUGUCUCUGGUUGAUGGCCUUUAUGGUGCAAUUCACAUCAGGCCAAAACAAGACCGCAUGGGGCUUUGGAGCCAAAUCGUCAGCGAUUACAAAGACGUCGAAGCUAUGGAGAAAGCCGCUCGUGAUCCAGAAUAUCUAGUGGUAUCUGAUUGGAGCCAGUAUACUUCCGAAGAGUACUGGAAGAUAUCCACUGAUUCAGGGAUGCUUGUUUUCUGCCUUGACAGUAUCUUAGUCAACGGAAAAGGAGAGCUUUAUUGUCCAGGCCAAAAGUUUCUCCAAUCAGAGCUUGCUCCAGGCCUAGUUGACGAUGCAUUCCCACCUGGCACAAAGGUCUCAGACAAAGGAUGCUUCCCAGCGCAACUUGAUCAAAUCCAGGGUGGCCCUUGGAACGUCACUAAACGCCCAGAUCUCAUACCACCACGUGUUCAAGAAGGCUGUGUCCCAUCCAAGCAUGAGAAUGCAUCGAUAACUGUUGAUCCGAAAAAAAACAAUGGCUGGGUUAGCAUGCACGUUGUGGCCGCCGCCACUAUCGCUCAAAUUGCCUUUUCCAUUGAUGACCAUGAAUUUUGGUUGUACGAAGUUGACGGAAACUAUGUUAAUCCAAAGAAGUUUGUCAGCAUGGUAAUGUCUGCUGGAGAGACCUUCUCGAUUAUGGUCAAGCUUGAUAAAACCCCAGGGAAGUAUACGAUGCGCAUUCCCAACUCUGGAGUUUCUCAAGUAUUGGGAGGAUAUGCCGAAAUGAUCUAUGCUGGACAUGAGCAAGACCAGAGAUCAGAUAAGCCAUAUUUGUCAUUCGGAGGUAAUCCGAUCUCUCCAGAGGUUGAGAAAAACUCCUACUUUCCAUGGCAGCUGGAAUCGGACCACAUGGAACCGUGGCCUCCGAAUAAGCCUCGACCAGGUAACGCCGACGAGGAACAUCUGCUCGCGGUUGGUCGUGUUGGCGCACCAUAUAAUUACACCAUGAACACCAAAUACCUAUAUCCCAUCGACUUCCAAAACAACGACCCUCUGCUAUUCUACCCCAAUGCAACUGUGGGAACCGAAAAUGACAACCUAGUGAUUCGCACCAAGAAUGGAUCUUGGGUUGAUCUCAUCUUGCAAGUUUCCACCUUGCCAGGCGACACGUCAGCUUUUGAGCAUUUCAUGCAUAAACACGGCAGCAAAACGUGGAGAAUUGGCUUUGGAACUGGUGUCUGGAACUAUACUAGCGUUGAAGAGGCAAUUAAGGAACGGCCCAAGGAUUUCAACUUGGAGACCCCCGGCUUGCGCGAUACGUGGCUCACAGCGUUCUCUGUAACAGGGGAGGCUUACUGGAAUGUUUUCAGAUACCAUGUGGAUAAUCCCGGCCCUUGGCUGUUCCAUUGCCAUAUUGAGCUUCAUUUGAUGGGUGGAAUGGGCAUUGUUAUUAUGGAUGGCACGGAUGCAUGGCCAGAAAAUAUCCCGAAAGAGUACCAGCUUGAUUAA